AUGUUCAUAAAACUUGAAUCUAUCCUGUUAUUGGCCAUAUGUACUUUACACGUAUUGGCGUCGAUCAAAACUAACUCAGUGGAUAGUAUAAAAAAAUCCUUAGAAGAACGUCAAGGACAUCUGUUAGUGAAUAAAAGUAAAACUAAAAAUGUGCAGUUUAAAAUUGAAAAUGUAACGAAAAUUAAUUACGUACCUGUAAUCCCGAAAAAGAAACGGCCAGAAAAAAUGAUUACACCAACACAAGUACAGCAAUGGGCACAAGAAUUAUCGGAGAAACUAUACAAAACUGAGACACAGUUUGUGCGACGGGAUGUCUUAUUAAAGGGAUUUUCUGAUGUAAAAAUUGAAGUGAGAAAUGGUCCAGCCAUCGUAGAAAAGACUUCGAAAGCGAUAGAGGAGCUGCUAGAACGACGAGGUCAAGCAGCAGAAAUGAUCAUGCGAAAAGCAGAAGAAUUAGCUGCAAACAGAUUUCCACCGCCUAGUGAUUAUCACUUCGUAAAAAGCGAUGGUGUAGAUGAUCCAGAAGCUCCGGAAACUCCUGAGAGCGAUCUCGAGCUCCCUUUGAAUUGCAGCAGAUUAAACAAAGUGAAGCUUACGAAUAGCGUCCACUUUGAUGCGAACGUUUCUUUAGAGUACAGCAGCGUGCACGUUGCCGCUGAGGUAUUUCAAUGCGAUCCUCGUAUAAUAGAACAUAUUCAUUGGACUGAAGGAUUGAUAUCUGUUUUUCGAGAAAACUACGCUCAAGACUCUACGAUUGGCUUACAAUACUUGUGUAGUGCCAAAGGAUUUUUGCGACAUUAUCCAGCGGCUUUAUGGCAUAGUAUGUAUAAAUUAAUGACUGACGGCGAAGAUCUAUACGACUGUAGACUGCGACCAUGGUACGUCAGCGCGAGUGGUGCCCCACGCGACUUCCUCAUACUGUAUGACUUCUCAGGCUCCAUGAACUCCUCGAACAGAUUCAUUGCCGAGCAGUUUACCCACGCUCUGCUCAACGCUUUAACUGAUGAUGAUCAAGUAAAUGUACUACGUUUCAAUCUUGUAAUAGAAUCUCCAAUACCAUGUUUCGACAAAAAGCUUGUGCCAGCUAAUCAUGUAAAUUCAGCGGCUAUGGUGGCUUCACUUAAGGACCAAAAUCCAAAAAACGAAACCAAUAUGGAGGUGGUACUCAUAGAGUCAAUACAAAUUCUUAACAAUCAACUCAAGGCAAAAGACACGCCGAAUGCGUGCCAACAGGCAAUUGUUUUGGUAACGGACACUAUUGAAGAAAAUUAUAAUGAUCUAAUGCAUCGUCUCGAUCCUAAUGGACAAAUUAGACUAUUCGUUCUAUGGUUACAUGAUCCUUUCGGCUUGCGGGACUCUACUCGAUUUUACGCGAAUUCAUUAACAUGUGAACGAGAUGGUUUCUAUGCGGAAUUGGUCACCGACUCCGACGUAACCGAACAGGUGCUGAAUAUUCUACGAGUGAUGGAGCGACCUUUAGUAGCGCAACGAAAACAAAGAUUAAGAGUAUAUAGCGAUGUUUACGCUAACAUUGAGGAUCCUCGUAGGAGUGAACACUACUGGCAACAGAAGGAAAAUAUUGAACAAACAUAUCGCUAUAGUGAACUGCGUCGAAACAAAGAUCAGUUUCUUACAACAAAAAAACAAUACGGCGAUUAUAUACAUAUGCAUCAGCUCGACCAAUAUGGGCAGUACUACGAGGGUGAGGAUAUAAACUACAGACUUCAAAUAAGUGUUUCUGUGCCGGUCUUUGAUAAUACUACUUGGGAGAACAUUACAAUUACUUUGGAUGAGGAAAAACAAAGGAACUCAACCAGAACGUACCCUGUCAACCGGCUAUUAGGCGUUGCUGGUGUUGAUAUUCCCAUUGAUCAUCUAAAAUUGGUGUUGCCAUUCUAUUUGAUUGGUGCAGGAGGGUCUCUUUCAAUAGUGGAUCAUCGCGGCAACAUUGUUUUACAUGAAAAUGCUAAACCUGUGUUUGACGGUGACAUAUUAAAGCCUGGGUAUCGAACUGUGGACUUUCUUGAUGUUGAACAAGCUGCAGAAGAUCAUCUUCCUAGAGAGUACCCUGAGAACUGGAAAAAAUUCCGAAAGGAUCUAAUUGUUCAUUAUCCAAUGGGUCACGAAGAUAUAGACGCGAAAACUGUUUACGAAAACGGCAUGCGAGCCUUAAUAGGUAGGAAAGACUAUUAUUGGAAGAGAGUUAUGGAUCAUUAUACAGUAGUUGUGGCUCUACCAAAAUUUAAUAUCAGACACGCAGUGCCGAAAGCCGAUUUCACACAGAAAUUAGCUCAAGAGGCAUUUGAUGUAUUGCAAGAUACUGAAUUCGCCGUACACCCAGAAUGGUUAUAUUGUGAACACGCAGAUCCUUCAAAAUUCCCGUCCAAAGACUUCGAAACUCGUGAAGAUGUUAUAAAACACUUCAUUGAAAGGCGUCGCAAAGAAGCCAACUUUGCUGGAAAGAAAAUAAAGUAUCGCUUCUCACCCAUCCCUCCAUCGCUGAGAAACAAAACAUACCAAUGUAAUGAAGAAUUAAUGGCUCGACUAUGUAAGGAGAUAAUAGCGACGGGACCGUGGAUGGAGAAGAUUGACGAGGAAGAGUUCCCGCUCGGCUCCGUCACAGCCUUCCUCGCCACUGAAAGUGGUCUUACACGAUGGAUAGCCUACCGCGCCACCACCUCCCACGCAGAGCCGCCGGACGGCGCGCUGUGGUCGCGCGGCGUCUCCGAGCCGUGGUUCCGGCGCGCCGUCGCUUCAAAGAACACCCUCGUUAUACACGCACCUGUAGCACCUAUACGAGUGCUACGCAAUAGCUUUAUUCAACCCACACCCCUUAGUGAAAAGUACCAGUGGCUAACAGCUGCGAGAACACUUGGACACGGUGACCACACGAUCGGCGUUGCCGGCUAUCACUUCUAUCCUCAACAUUUAGAAGACCUGUUGGUUUCAAUCACUAAUCCUGAUUUUGACUGUGAAGAAGACUGCGAACCUCGCUGUGAUGAAGAAAUUUGGAGUUGCGUCCUCAUCGAUGAAGAGGGUUGGGUCGUCACUUAUGUCAAGAAAGAUAGUGAUGAAAAUGAGGAUCGAAAGCCACUAAGAGAACACCUCGCUAACCUACACCCUGCUGCUAUGAGGGCUUUGCUUGAUGCACAAAUCUUCACAUUACAUUGGAUACAUGAUUAUCAAGGUGUAUGCUUUCCGCCGAAAAUCGAAAAAUCUAGAGCUCCCAUGUUACCAUCGUUAGUGCGGGGACUUUGGAAUUCUCUUCGACUAAUAGUACACGCUAGUCACGAAGUUUUAACUGUUCUUACCUUACUUGGAUCUAGUGGCUUAGUAAAAAGUGAAACUGCAAAAGAGAAAGAGAAGCGUAGAAAAAGAUUGCGACGCGAUUACGAACGGGAGAAGUACGAGCGACUCUAUGACAAACGGGUGAUCGUCAACCGCACACGUUUCGCUGCUUGCGAUCGCUCACGGCCUAUUUAUCACCUAAAUCGUACAAAAGCAAAAAUAGAUGCAUUAAGAAGACCACCAGCACCUUGCAAAUGGCCUCUCGUCGGAACUGAAGUUCCAAACACAAAUCUCCUGUUGCUGGCUAUAAUGAACAAGUGCGAACAUACUGGCAAACCUCUGAACAAUCCACUCAUCAACGCACCAAUAUUAUCAGAGUUAACAGAGAGUGAGACGGGCAACGGCAGGUAUAUGAGCGCGGCGGCAACACUCGCGUGCCUGCGCAACCGCGUGCCGCUGCCGGCGCGCACGCCGCACACGCGCUGCUUCCCACAUAACUACUCUCAAGAAGCAGGGUAUAGACAGUGCGGGCCGUGGCUUCCGGAUCCAGAUACCGGAAACAAUGUCCAACCUUCAAAUUAUUUAGUAAUAAUCAUGCUCAUUAAAUUUUUCUUUUUAAUUAUCAAUAUA
Messenger RNA from Brenthis ino (lesser marbled fritillary), 3918 nucleotides. The record is from the annotation of a GenBank genome assembly. Lineage: Eukaryota; Metazoa; Arthropoda; Insecta; Lepidoptera; Nymphalidae.